AACAAAGGGACACUCAAACGAGCAUUGACAGUUCACCGUGUGUGUACUAAACAACCGAAAAGUGUUGUACUAAGUUGAGGAUGCAUUCUUGACAGUGUAUGUUUAAGAGCACCAGCCAUAAUGGAAAAUUCAUUAUAACAACAUUUAGCUUUCAAACCUGUCAAAGCGAUGCAAAUCUUGUUUUGCGACGUAUUUGAGCACUGCCGGGUGAACGAUACAAAUUUGUUUCCAGCAUUAUUAUUACAGUGAUGAUAAAUCAAAGUUCAAAUAGUGUUUGCUAUUUUUUGUGUUUGAUGUCAGUUUUUUGAAGAUUUUCCCACACACACACACAUUCGUUUCGUAGAGAGAGUUUGUGGUUUGUUUGUCGGGGAGUUAUUCAACUCUAUUUGUUAGACGGUAUAUCAACACCGGAAUGCCUAGCAUAAGAAGUUCAUCAUCCACAAUGGCUUUGGACAAUGCGAAUAAAUCGAGUUUAAUCAACACAACACUAUUACGAGCGUGGCGAGAACGAUGGGAUAAUUUUCAAUGGGGUACAUACAUUAAAUCGGUGCUACCGAAGGGUGUAUCGGGCGAUGCAUUCGACUUGGCCGACAAUAUUAUCCAGCAGGCGGUUAUCGGUUCCGAUGCCAAUAAAUUGGUUCUAUCAUAUCUUCGUCACUCGUUAUGUUCACGGCAAAUUUCUCAUUCGUCGGUCAUCAUGCGAAUCGCCAAAUUUGACGGCUUUGAUCGACCAUAUUGUUUGAUUGCUCUGUUGGAUUUCGUUGAUUCGAUCAUGAAUGGAGUGACCUGUCGAACGAUAAAAGAGGAAACCAGCUUACCGGGUGCUCUAUUUGAUCUGUUGUACUGGUUGACACAAGUAUUUUCUACUGUUUUGGAAGCACAAUUCUCCAGCGAUUUCACCUCAACGCAACACCAGCAAAUUUUAAAUAUUCUCAAGAAAUUACUCGAUAAAAUUGUGGCCAAUCAAUUCAUAGUGGCAAAUAUUUUUGUUGCAAAGCGAGAUAACGUUGAAUUAUUCAAGAAAUUGCAAGAAAAAUCGAUUAUCAUAAAAAAUAAUAUGAACAAUCAAAAAUGUGCGGCAUUGACGAACGCUAAACCGAUCGAAACACUGCUCAUGAAAUUGAUUUUAGUGAAACUGGACGGUGAAGUGCUUGUGCAAAAUAAUUCACUGCUUGUUGAAGACAUUGAGACGAUAACAUACUGUUUACAACCAUAUAUUGCGGUCAAUGUACUCUUGCAUCCAAAUUGCAGCACAAAUAAUUACGCAUCACAUUUACAAAUGAUUCAACAGCUGAAAAACUAUCCCAUGUGGCGUGUGUAUAGCGAAUUGAUUCGAUCGGCACUGAUUUCACUGCACAAUGUGAGCAACGAGAAUGAUAUCAGCAGAGAGUCAAUGUGGUAUGCAUUUACUUUCAUUCGCGUGCCACACAUCAUAAAGCAGUUGAAUUCGAUAAGUGGUAAGUCAUCAUUGAAGUAGGGAUAUGUUGGUGCGUACAGCCAAUUCAGACGAUUUUCAUCAUCGUCUUCCAUUCAAAGUUUUUUUCAAAUCCAUUUCCCAUUGAAGAUCGAAUUCAAAGAUCAAUC
Sitodiplosis mosellana (orange wheat blossom midge) is the source of this 1584-nucleotide messenger RNA. Its product is annotated as mediator of RNA polymerase II transcription subunit 24-like. Gene Ontology annotation, molecular function: transcription coregulator activity. The record is from RefSeq and is a predicted model, not a curated record. Lineage: Eukaryota; Metazoa; Arthropoda; Insecta; Diptera; Cecidomyiidae. The transcript is spliced from 3 exons. The coding region runs from base 413 to 1477 and encodes 354 amino acids. Gene Ontology annotation, cellular component: mediator complex.